AUGCUUCUCUCCGCCUACCUCACCGUACCUAUCCUUCUGAUCGCUCAGGCAUCAGUCGGCAGCGCCAUCAACAUUGACUUCACCGUGUGGAAGAACGGCCAUGCCUGCCAGGGCAAGGAAAGCCUGAGCGGCCGUGUUGGAUACGGUAGCUGCAUCACCGUUGGUGCAGAUGCACUGCCAGCUUGGGACUCUUUUAGGUCUGGGGGUCUUUCUGGCGGUGGCUUCAUCCCUGACCCUGCAGAAUUUCUCUUCUAUGAGAAGGCUAAUUGCAAGGGCAAACUUCGGGAUCGUCAUCCCAAAUACUACGAUGCGGCGACUCAGUGCAUUGGAGUUGAGUUCCGCAGUUUCGAGAUCCUGUGA
Messenger RNA from Fusarium keratoplasticum, 360 nucleotides. RefSeq lists its product as uncharacterized. The transcript has a single exon. Lineage: Eukaryota; Fungi; Ascomycota; Sordariomycetes; Hypocreales; Nectriaceae. Bases 1 to 360 code for a protein of 119 amino acids. The record is from RefSeq and is a predicted model, not a curated record.